Messenger RNA from Perca fluviatilis (European perch), 1294 nucleotides. It is a transcript of the gene fam8a1a, whose product is annotated as family with sequence similarity 8 member A1a. The transcript has 6 exons. Bases 158 to 1108 code for a protein of 316 amino acids. The record is from RefSeq and is a predicted model, not a curated record. NCBI's taxonomy places the organism in Eukaryota, Metazoa, Chordata, Actinopteri, Perciformes, Percidae.
CAGAAGGGGGGAUUUUAUUAGCCAUUUCCACAACAUGAUGGUAUUUCGCUGAUAUCUGCUGCAAAUAAGGGAGCUAAUGAGGCAUUACCCGACAGCGUAAAGACGCUUUAAGAAGAUUUUCCUGUCAAAUUAGGCGAGACAGUGAAGCGGAUCAGACAUGUUUGCGACUACGACGAGUGACAACCACCGUGAUGGCCCUGAAAGUGAUGCAAAGCAGCCUCAGACCACCGCAACAACUGAAUACUGCGCGAAGUUGCAGCAGUGGAUGUGGCAGUAUUACUGGGGGUAUGUCUAUGAUGCCAACUGGCAGAGCUGGCUGGCUCUGUCAGCAUUCCCUUUCCCUCUUCCGUGCGGAAUCCCUCCGCCUGGGACAGGCGCUCAGACACCAGGUACACCUGCAUCGUCCACCGGCGGUGGGCAGCAGGCUUUUGACACGCUUAACCGGUACAGUUACCCCUAUCCCCUCAGUUUCCAGGCAUCCCCCCCUCAUCCAGGUGGUGCCCACACGGGGCAGACCUCAGCUAACGUUGCUGAUGCCCGGCCAGCCCAGCAGCAGAAUGGGAAUCCACCUCAGGCAGGACGGGAGUACACCAUCCCCUCUCCUCUCCAGAGGUUCCUAGCUGAGAUAGUGGACUUCUUUUUACUGUUUUGUGUGAAGGCCACCAUCGUGCUGUGGAUCAUGCAUCUGAGUGGUAUGAAGGACAUUGCCAAAUUCAUUACCCACUUCAUUGUGGAGGAGAUAGAUGAGAACACGUCCAUGGAGGACCUGCAGAAGAUGUUGGCUGUAGCUCUGGUCUACAGGGUGCUAGUUUGCGUCUAUGAGACCAUCUGUAUUUGGGGAGCUGGUGGUGCUACGCCAGGGAAGUUCCUGCUCGGCCUGCGGGUGGUGACAUGUGACACAUCCACUCUGGUCCGACCCAACAGAGUCCUUAUAGUCCCAGCUUCUAAUGUUUCCCUCUCUGCCUCUACAGUGCGGGCUCUUAAUAAGAACUUCUCCAUCGCCUUCCUCUUUCCCGUCUUCAUCACUCUCCUCUUCUUCCAGCACAACAGGACUGUGUAUGACAUUGUGGCAGGGACCAUUGUUGUCCAGCGCAGAGGGGGCAGAUAGCCUCUCCUCAGGCAGCAGACUCUUUUACUGUAUACUUGACAAAGUAACGGCAAAGCGCUACAGACCUGUGUGCGCUAAGUGUCUUAAAUUUAAACUAGUCACAAAUGAACUAACGUUGAAAAAAGCAACGCAUUGGCCCAUUUCUUCACUGGAUCAAACAAGGACUUAAACUGCAAAUUAUGUCAG